GAAAGAAGAAGAAGUAUUUCACUUUCACGGCGAGGCCAGCAUCGACGGCGAAGUUAGGAGGUCUCCGUUUUGUGAUUGUGAGGCGCUAAUGAAUCUGAAGGAUGAUAUUCAGUCAGGAGAAGUUGGUCGUACAGUGGUGGAAUUUAUGGAAGUAGCCAUCACAAUGAUUGUAUUCCUCAAAGGUUUUUACCCAACUGCGGCAUUUGAAAGGCGGAGAUAUAUGAAUGUGGUGGUGCAAAGAGCUAGACAUCCUGAGCUACGUGACUAUAUUCACUCUGCUGCAUAUGGGCUUCUUCCUUUUAUUCAAAAGGGUCUUGUUGAGAGAGUAGCAGUCAUAUUUUUCAGCGAGGAUAAUGUUCCUGUAGAGAGGUUCAUCUUCAAGCUCACGAUUAACCCGUCUUCCGCUGCUUUAGUAGAAGAGGGUCAACUGGAGUUUGCGCUUAGGUCCUUCUUAAUCAAGCUUUCCGUCUCAAAAUCCCUUGUCAAACCUCUUCCCCAAAAUUGUAGAUGGGAGGUAACGGCUUAUCUAAGGUCACUUCCUCAAGUGGGUUCAAGCAAAGAAGGAGAGCUGUGGAUUCCAACAGACACAAAGCAGUGGCAGAACCCACCAGUUAUAACUCCCGUCAAGUCUUUGAACAGCGAGCCACUCUGCUUGCAGCUUUACUUGGAACACCCAAGUUUGUCUCAACCACACAACCUUGUCAAGCCCAAUGCAGCCCAUGAGCCACAAGUAAGAUAACACAUAAGCGUCGGGUCAGUUGGACCCAUUUUCUGAUGCAAAGAUGCAUUAUUGUUUUGUAUCAUGUACUCCCAUUUUGGAGGUUGUGAAGGAGGGGACACUGAUGCAUUAAACAUGUUUGAGAUUU
Messenger RNA from Arabidopsis arenosa, 866 nucleotides. The record is from the annotation of a GenBank genome assembly. NCBI's taxonomy places the organism in Eukaryota, Viridiplantae, Streptophyta, Magnoliopsida, Brassicales, Brassicaceae.